This is a messenger RNA of Pogona vitticeps (central bearded dragon), 5723 nucleotides long. It is a transcript of the gene GRK5, whose product is annotated as G protein-coupled receptor kinase 5. Gene Ontology annotation, molecular function: G protein-coupled receptor kinase activity; ATP binding. Gene Ontology annotation, cellular component: cytoplasm. Gene Ontology annotation, biological process: regulation of signal transduction; signal transduction; protein phosphorylation. NCBI's taxonomy places the organism in Eukaryota, Metazoa, Chordata, Lepidosauria, Squamata, Agamidae. The record is from RefSeq and is a predicted model, not a curated record.
CCAGCUGUUGAGUAGGGCGCCUGCGCAAUGCUGCGGAACCCGCUUCGUAGUACCACCACACCCCCGAGGAGGGAGGGAGAGGGAGGCAGGCGGCGGCCGCAGCAGCAGCAGCAUCUGAAACCUUAAACCGCCGGAGGAAGGAGGAGCGGGCGGUGCUCCCCCUUCUUCGUGUAGGCGCGGAGAAUGGAGUAACCGAGAUACGUAAGGGAGAGGAGGAAGAGGGGGGUGGAGGAGGAGGAGGACUUUAGCGCUGGAGGAGCAAGUGGUGGCUCCUUCUCGAGGAGGGAACUCGACGGAAGGACCGGGAGAAGGGAAGCGGGACCAUGCCCUAGGGACCGAGGGGCCGCCGCCGCCUUAGCCGCCGCCUCGACGGGCAGAGCCCAAGCUCCCCCGAGCGCCUCCUGCAAUUGACAUCCGCGCUGCAGCGCCUUGACCGAGUUGGCCAAUGGAGCUGGAAAACAUCGUGGCCAACACGGUUUUGCUCAAAGCCCGGGAAGGAGGUGGAGGAAAACGUAAAGGUAAAAGCAAAAAAUGGAAAGAAAUCCUGAAGUUUCCUCACAUCAGUCAGUGUGAAGAUCUCAGAAGAACAAUAGAGAGAGAUUACUGCAGUUUAUGUGACAAGCAGCCAAUAGGAAGGCUUCUCUUUCGGCAGUUUUGUGAGACUCGCCUGGAGCUUGACUGCUGUAUUAGGUUUCUUGACUCAGUGGCAGAAUAUGAAGUUACUCCUGAUGAAAAACUGGGAGAAAAAGGCAAAGAAAUUGUGAAGAAAUACCUCGUCCCAGAGUCUCCAGUAUAUGUAGCAGAAAUCAACCAAGGGAUGGUCCAGCAGACAGAAGAAAAACUCGAUAACAGCCCUUGCAAAGAACUGUUCUCACCUUGUGUAAAAUCUGUUCAUGGGUACUUAAGUGGAGAGCCUUUCCAAGAAUAUCUAGAGAGCAUGUAUUUUGAUAGAUUUCUCCAGUGGAAGUGGCUGGAAAGACAACCAGUAACAAAAAAUACAUUUAGGCAAUACAGGGUAUUAGGAAAAGGUGGCUUUGGGGAGGUAUGUGCUUGCCAAGUACGAGCAACCGGGAAAAUGUAUGCAUGCAAAAGAUUAGAGAAAAAAAGAAUAAAGAAGAGGAAAGGUGAAUCCAUGGCCCUAAAUGAAAAGCAGAUUCUAGAGAAAGUCAAUAGUCCAUUUGUAGUCAAUUUAGCAUAUGCCUAUGAAACAAAGGAUGCACUCUGUUUAGUACUGACCAUAAUGAAUGGGGGUGACUUGAAGUUCCACAUCUAUAACAUGGGAAAUCCAGGCUUUGAGGAAGAAAGAGCUUUGUUUUAUGCUGCCGAGAUUCUUUGUGGCUUGGAAGAUCUCCAUAGAGAGAACACUGUAUACAGGGAUUUGAAGCCAGAAAAUAUCUUGUUAGAUGAUUAUGGGCACAUCAGGAUCUCUGAUUUGGGUCUAGCUGUUAAAAUCCCUGAAGGUGAAUCAAUCCGCGGACGAGUAGGAACAGUCGGUUAUAUGGCUCCAGAGGUCUUGAAUAACCAGCGAUACACACUUAGCCCUGACUACUGGGGAUUAGGUUGCCUAAUCUAUGAAAUGAUUGCAGGACAGUCACCAUUUCGUGGAAGAAAAGAGAAAGUGAAGCGAGAAGAAGUAGAUCGGAGAGUCUUGGAAACUGAAGAGGUGUAUACCCAUAAAUUUUCUGAAGAGGCAAAGUCUAUCUGUAAGAUGCUACUGACCAAAGAUGUGACGAAUAGACUGGGUUGUCGGGAAGAAGGUGCAGCUGAAGUAAAGAGGCACCCAUUUUUCAAAAACCUGAAUUUCAAGCGCUUGGAAGCUGGAAUGUUGGACCCUCCUUUUGUCCCUGAUCCGAGAGCAGUGUACUGCAAGGAUGUGUUGGACAUUGAACAAUUUUCAACUGUCAAGGGAGUAAACCUGGACCAAACAGACGACGAUUUCUAUUCCAAAUUUUCCACAGGCUCUGUACCAAUUCCAUGGCAAAAUGAGAUGAUAGAAACAGAAUGUUUUAAAGAACUGAAUAUGUUUGGACCAAAUGGUACUAUCUCACCAGACCUUAACAGAAAUUACCCACCAGAACCACCAAAGAAAGGGUUGCUGCAUAGAAUAUUUAAACGUCAGCAUCAGAACAAUUCCAAGAGUUCUCCAAAUUCAAAGGCCAAUUUGAAUCAUCAUAUAAAUGCCAACCAUGUAAGUUCAAACUCCACUGGAAGCAGCUAGUUCUGUCUUGGCUUUUGUGAACCUGCACUUUGCAUCUUUCCACUAUAAUGUACGGAGCUUCGAGGAUGAGAGAGAGCACCUGCCAUUGAGCGAGAAGAUCAACAGUGUCCUACUGAGGGAGAUUUUUUUCACCCCUCUCCGUUCGUUCCAGGGGAGCUUCCCAUAUACCAAGAAAUUUCCUCUCAGGUCUGUUUUGGAGGUGGCACUUGAGGUCCUGGGACUCAGCGUUGUCUCUAUAGGACAUUGCAAUAGAAAUCGGUGUCUGACAACUUGCACGUAUUUAAAAUAGCAUCAUAACUAGAACUGAAUUUUGUCCUUAUUAUUUUUAAAGAAAAGGUUUUGUAAAUUUAUCUAUUGUCUCAGUUUACAUUUUGUACAUUUGUAUUUAAAUGAAAGUCGGACUUGGGGAUGUAUAUUUUCUGAGCAGCAGCUUGUAAAGCCAUGCAUUUAAGACUUUUGGGUUUAAAAAAAAACAAGAAAAGCAAAGUGAUCAAGCUUUCCAGAGCCUCAAAAUGAGAUUUUUAUUUUUAUUUUGCAAAAGAAAGUUGUUCAUAUUUUCUUCCCCUCAUCCCAGUAUUGAUUUUAUUGACCCUUUUUUUUUAGGAUGGCGUAAUUCCCUCUUUUUUUUCAUCUACUUGGUUUACAGUAACACUGCAGAUGAGUGUCUUCCCUCAUUUUUGUUAAAAUCUUACUUUUCAUGCCAAAAGAAACAUAUGAUCAAGAUUCAUCAACUCUAAGGAGGCUUAGGUCCAGAAUGUCAUGGGACCAGCACUGUUGCAACGUAUACUUUCUGUAGUCAGGUUGUCUGUGUGUGUCCAUUCUUCAAAAUUCAGUUCUCCUUAAAACCUCUCCUCUCUUUCCCGUCACUGAGCCCAUUUCCAGAUUUUUGGCUUUUAUUGCUAAAUAGUAAAGAACAAAUGCAAAUCCCUCUGCCACUUCUCUCAAGAAGACACCAACAAAUGAUUUUGAUGGCUUUGUCUCUGUCAGGCACUCUUUUUGCCAGAAAGUACAGGCUGCUGGGGAGAGGAGGAGAAGUGUUGGAUACACAUUGGAUAUGCACUCAUGUGCAUUUAACUCUGGAGUUCUCCCUGAACUGACCUACUAUCCUUGCUGCUUCCCACUGCUCCCACACCAAAAGCAGAACAGGUGCAAUUAGCUUACAUGCACACAGGUGACUCCUACUAUCCCUACUCUUACAGAUACAACGUCUUGUGUUCUCCUUUCAGGACACAAGUAGACAGAUGUUCCAAACCCAUGAAGUUUGGUUUUUGAAGGUGACAUUUUAACAUGAUAUGAAUUUUUCUCUGCCUCCUUUCUAUCAAUAACUUCAGAGGCAAAACACUGCUCUGCUUUGUAUACUUACUAAGUAAUCUGAGAGGGAAAAGAUGAUGCAGUGUUAUGAAUUCUUGAGACCUUAUGGCCCCUUUUUUUGGCUCUAUCUGGUUAUAAGGUGAGCGUGUUGAACUAGAUAGAUCUAGAACAUAGCUACACAAUCAGGAACCACAGGAUUUGCUCUGCUUAUGAAAUGGGUGAAUGCAAAGUAGUUUUUACUGACUGCGUGAUGGAAAGGCUGAUCUGAAUCAGUCCAGCCCUUUUUGCUCCCAGAACAGCUUUUUUUCUCUCUGCUGCUGUUGUGGGGGGUGGAGGGUGGAAGGAAUUUUUCUUUAUCAAUUCAGAACAAUUCAAAUGGGCUUCUUUCCAUGUGGCUGGUUGUGAUACAUUUUUAUAAAGAUAGGAGGCAUAUCUGUAGGUGGUGUUUUGGUGAUGUGGACAGUUGGAGUGUGAUGUUCAGAACCAGGGGAACCCCCCCCAAAACACAUACAUUCUUUCCCCUCUCCUGAUUGUCUACCAAAAUCUUUUAAUUUUUAAAAAAGUCUUACAUAUAUGAGAUUAGCAUUGAAUGCAGCUCUCAUCACAUCCAGUAUGAAUGGAAAACUCCCAGAUCUAUCUGCCAUUCCUGUGUGAGCACUGUGAUUUCAAACUAAUAUGUGCUGUGGAUCAAACUUCAGCAAAGUCAAAUUGUUUCCAAUUUGGCUUUCCAAUGUAGUCACACUCCUAGUCUAGUUACACAAGAUAGGCCCUUAGUUGGGCCCAGCAUGGAUUUUAUUAUGUUUUUAUUUUUACAAGUCACAUGAACUUUCCUUCCAAAUGCAUCAGUGAAGCUUCUGAUAUUAGAGUGUAUUGAAGAAUGAAAAGUAACAGAGUGUCUGAUGUGGAAAUGUUUAUAAAUAAUAAUUUACAAACAGUAUUUCACAGUAGGGUGUCAGAAGAAUAUUGAUUUAUAGUAUGAUCUUAAGGAUGAAAGAGAAUUGAUGCAGACUUCCAGAACUUUAAGCUGCACAAGCAACAAGAGGUUAAAUAAACAUGAAUGGAUACCUUUUGAUUACAAAAUUCUGCCAUUUCUACUUUGAGGGGCUAAAGUUUCCCACAUAUUUUUUUAAAAUAUGAUUGUCACCGUAUUUGCAUAUUUAAGCUAACCAGUUUCAAACUAGUAGGAGAAUAUAACAUUUCAAAAAUAUUCUACAGACUAAAUUAUUUUGGCUUGUGACAUAUGUGAAACAAUUUUUCUUAAGGCUGCUACUCCUAUUGUAUUUGAAAGACAUUAUCAGCUGUAAUGUCUGCAUGUAAAGAAAGAUUUAUAAAACAAAAUCAUUUGGGUCAUAAUAUACUGGCCUCUCCAGAAUGUGAAGAUCUGAAAGUUCUGUCCAUGUUUCUGUUCACCUGACAACAUUUUCACCACGAUAAACUCACAUAUUGAGCAAGAUGUAGGGCUGAUGUGGAAAAUCACCUCUUUGUGCUGAAUUCAUUCCCUUACAUGUUGUAACAUAUACUCCUACUGUCCAUUUCAGUGUAUUACAGAUUCAGGGCACCUGGUAUCCCUUGAGUCUUGGACUAGAACUCCCAUCAGGGUUAACAAGUACAGCUAAUGGCCAAGAAUAAUGGGGAUUUUAGACCAAAGGAUUAGGAAUAACCAGGUUGCUUUCCCUUCGAAUAGUGCAGCAUUUCCCUGGAAUGAGAGGCAAUAUUGUGCCAAUAUGAGGGCAAAGAAACAUGAUACCUUGGUGUUAAAUUGUGUGAGAUGCACAAGGAAAUGUGAGAAAGCAAGACAGGCAGCCUUUUCUUUCCUCCAUGAUGCUUAGUAUAAUUCUUCUCAAGAGAAUAAAACCAAGCCAAAACCUAUGUGAUUCUUCUGUCAUAACAUCUGCACUCAGAAAUACAUAUGUUGUGGACCAAAUAUCCUAGCAUGAGCUAAGUCAUAAAUGCUUCUUUUUGCCUUCAUGGAGUUUACAUAUAUGCAGUUAUUCAGCUGUGCUGGGCAUUUCCUGAUUUAAUUAUUUCUCCUUUCCCCACCAAAUCUGCCUUUUGCAAAAACAGCUGGGCUGAAGGCUUUCUCCGCUAAUAAAGUUGAAUAAAGUGGAGAUGAGUGAAGCCAAGACCUCACUUUUCACAGAUAUCCUCUGAAGCCCAUUAACCAUUUUUUCAGGAAGUCUUCAAGAAACUGCUU